Messenger RNA from Dunckerocampus dactyliophorus (ringed pipefish), 1670 nucleotides. Its product is annotated as CCN family member 3-like. Gene Ontology annotation, biological process: signal transduction; cell adhesion. Lineage: Eukaryota; Metazoa; Chordata; Actinopteri; Syngnathiformes; Syngnathidae. The record is from RefSeq and is a predicted model, not a curated record. Gene Ontology annotation, cellular component: extracellular region; extracellular matrix. Bases 1 to 1050 code for a protein of 349 amino acids. The transcript is spliced from 5 exons. Gene Ontology annotation, molecular function: integrin binding; heparin binding.
AUGGCCUUUUUUUGUGAUAGAGUGCUUUAUCUCUUCUGCUUUACAGCACAGGUGUUCACGUUAGCCUGGUCCCAAGCUUGUCCUCGAAGAUGCCAGUGCGCAGAGGAGCCCCCGAUGUGUCCCCCCGGUGUGCCCCUCAUUCUCGACGACUGUGCCUGCUGCCUCGUGUGCGCUCGCCAGAAAGGUCAGGUGUGUUCGGAAAUGAACCCCUGUGACACACGUAAAGGUCUGCAGUGCGACUACGCCUCCGAUGACCACAAGAAGACUGGUGUAUGUGUGGUUCAAGAAGGACACGUAUGUCUUCUGGACGGGGUGGUCUACAAGAACGGCGAGACCUUCUUCCCCAGCUGCAAGCACCAGUGCUUGUGCCGUGACGGGCAGAUCGCUUGUAUACCGCGCUGUAAUGUGGACGUCAUGCUGCCUGGUCCUGACUGCCCUAUGCCAAGGAGGGUGCAGGUCCCUGGGGAGUGCUGCGAGAAGUGGGUGUGUGAGUCCCAGGCAGAAGCCAGUGCACUGGGGGGCUUUGCUAUGGCAGCCUUUCGUCAAGAGGAAACUGUGAGCUUUGAUUCCUGGGACCCCAGUCUGAACUGUAUUGAACAGACAACGGAAUGGGGGGCUUGUUCUCAAACCUGCGGCAUGGGAGUGUCCACCAGGGUUACCAACAAGAAUCGCCAUUGUGAGUUGGUGAAGCAGAUCCGCCUGUGCAUGGUCAGACCCUGUGAGGACCAGCAGGCCCAGACAGCUCUCACACUGACAAAUAGAGGCAGUAAAUGCCAGAGGAUGGUGAGGAGCAACACAGCCGUCCACCUUUCCUAUAAGAACUGCACCAGUGUGCACACCUACAAGCCUCGCUACUGUGGCUCCUGCACGGAUGGACGCUGCUGCACCCCCCACAGAACCAAGACUGCCUUGGUGGAGUUCACGUGUCCAGGCAGUAAAACCAGCAAGAGGCCAGUCAUGGUGAUCCUGACCUGUGCAUGCCACAAUAACUGCCCACGGGACAACACGGUGUGGCAGCCUUCAGAGCUGGCCUACGGUGGCAUGAAGUGAUAGGUCAGCCAUAAGCGAGUGCCUGUUUGUCAAUGCAAAUAUGUUCAUUUGAGUUGGAUAGCGCGACCAGUGCUCAUCCAACAACUUUUUAACAUGAGUUGCAUCAACUCCAAACUUCAGUGAACACUUAAUCCGUCCACUUUUGUUGUAUAUAAUAGUUCUUAUAGGUCAGAUUUAUGCUUGACGACACGUGGAAGCUGUUGUGCACAAAUUAGAGUCUAUUAUUCUUUUUAGAAUUAAAGCACUUAAACCUUAGGAGACAAAGACGCUCUCCUCCUUUGGAGAUCAGUUAGAGAAUACUUUGUAAUUAUUAUGGACCCAGAAAGGAUUAGCGCCGAUAAACUGAACUCCAAGUACAUUCUUGAAAGUACUGUUGUUAUACCAUUGAAUUGUGACAAAAAGCUUCAUUUGAAGACCACGGCUGUGAAAACAGAGUUUCAGGUGUGCCUUAAAACCUUAACACUUGUUGUAAUAGUUUAUAUCACUGGAAGGGUUCAAAUGAUAGCUUGCAGUGGACAGUUUCCAAGUAAGGGAUGCAUUUUUUAAAUAACUGGGCUGUGCUCCACGACCUGGCUCUAAAAAAAGGGCUUAACCUUUGAUCAGAGGUCAUUAUUGGGACU